Messenger RNA from Octopus sinensis (East Asian common octopus), 4115 nucleotides. RefSeq names its product pelle-like serine/threonine-protein kinase pik-1. Gene Ontology annotation, molecular function: ATP binding; protein kinase activity; protein binding. The record is from RefSeq and is a predicted model, not a curated record. Gene Ontology annotation, cellular component: plasma membrane. Gene Ontology annotation, biological process: signal transduction; protein phosphorylation. NCBI's taxonomy places the organism in Eukaryota, Metazoa, Mollusca, Cephalopoda, Octopoda, Octopodidae. The transcript has 12 exons. The coding region runs from base 68 to 2032 and encodes 654 amino acids.
UGGUCGAAACACUUGAUGACGUCUAUCACAAAAUUCCUGGUUAUUAUUGAAAGUAUAACAUCUAAUCAUGUUGCUGGCAAAUAUUCCAUACUCGAUUGUUUUGGAAAUAUCAACGUUGGAUUUUGAUGAUGGAUGGAAAAAAAUUGCUGCUGAAAUAGAUUUAUCUUUCCGGGAGAUCAAAUGUUUAGAAUCUGAUCGUAAUCCAACAGUCUCUCUCCUUCGAAUAUGGGGAUGUCAAAAUGCUACAGUGUUCGACUUAUAUAAAGUGUUACACAAAGUUGGCCGAUAUGAGGAAAUGAAGCAUUUAGAACAAAUCAUACAAGAGGAAAAUAGGCCACUCGCACAUAUUCCUGAAGGUGCACGCUACAUAAAUCCUGAAGAAAUUAAUAAUUUGCAACCUGAUAACAAUGAUGAUUUUGUAGAUGAAAUCAAUCCAAGUGAUUUACCUCGGCCAAGUGAACUGGUACAUGGACAAUAUACAAAUAACUCAACCAACAAUAUAAAUUUAUCAGAUAAUGUUAAAACUUCUGACAUUUGUUCUGGAAAUGCUGCCUGUAACCAGAAAUACCCACCACACUGUUCAGGUGUAAAUCUAAAUACUUUCUCAUCUCUUCAAUCUGGUAUGUCUGCUUUAAUGGUAAAUAUGGAAGAAGUUACUUGUUCUUAUUCAUAUGAAGAAAUUGAAAGUGCCACACAGUCGUUCAGUCAUUGUAUUGGAAGAGGUACUUUUGGAAGUGUUUAUUAUGGGAUUCUGAAGGGCAGUAGAUGUGCUAUAAAGAAAUUAUCUAAGGAUUUAAAUGGUACCAACAAAGCAAUUAAUAUAUUGAAGAAAAAUCCACUUGAUGAAAUGAAAAUACUUCUUCGAUAUCGUCAUGACAAUAUUAUAAAUAUUUAUGGAUAUUGCUUUCAUAAAGAUGAUAUAUACUUUGUAUAUGAGUACAUGGACAAAGGUUCUUUGCAAGACUGUCUAUUAAAUGAUAAUGACUGCUUAAACUGGAUUGAACGACUGACUAUUACAAAAGGAAUUGCAUGUGGCCUGUACUACUUACAUAGCCACAGUGUUCCUGUGAUCCAUGGAGAUAUUAAGAGUUGCAACAUUCUGAUUAAUAAACACAAAGAGGCUAAAAUUGGUGAUUUGGGUUUAGCUGGAUUUUUGACUGAUCAUUCAUCUGAACUUUUGGAUCGUGUAUCCAAACAAAUGAAUCCAAAACUUUUUGGAACUCUAGCUUAUUUGCCACCAGAAUUUGGUACUUCAAAAGGGAAACGUUUCUUAGAAACAGAUAUAUACAGUUUUGGUGUGGUGUUGCUAGAAAUUAUCACAGGAAAAUUAGCUUUUGAUGAUCAAUAUAAAACACUGGUUGAGCAAAUGGAGAGUUCUUUAGAGGAUAAACCAAGAGAAUUAUGGGUUAAAGAAAGUGAUAAAAGAGUUGAAUGCCAGUCAAAUACUUUGAUACCUAACUUAUUUGACAUAGCUUUCAAAUGUGUCUCUGAAAGAAGAAAAGAUCGACCAGCAAUGAGUGAAGUGGUGCAAAAUUUGAACUGUUUGGAAAGGCAUUUCAUAAGAGAUAUCGAAGUUAAUGUUCCAGAAAUGCUUUAUCAAUCAACCAAUGAAUAUUGUCAGUCUAGUUCUUCCAACAGUGAUAACUUUGAUCCAUUUACAAGCUGUGAGCCAUUUAAGCUGCAGCGCAGCUGGGAUGAAAAAAAUAAAAGAAAAGCUGAGACAAUAUCACAUUCUGAGAGUGUAGAAGACAAUUGUGCAAAUGAUAAUGUAGAAUCUCUUCCAGAUGAGGAACUAUGUUCUGAGACUUGCGUAAGCACACAUGUGGAGUCAGUUUUGAAUGAAGAUGCUAAUUUAUGUGAAGAUGAAGAUACUAACAGCAAAACUGAAAGUGAUGAAAUAGGUUAUAAAGAGUUUUCAACAGAUAUAAAAGAUCAAAGGAAGUGCUUUUUCAAGAACUAUGAAGCAAAGAAAUCUAAUUGUUUUCAAGAAAACUAUAAUUGCUCUGAUGAAUGUGGGGUAAAUGCAGAAUAAGUAGUACUUAUUCUUUAAGUUUACAAAAAGCGUGUUAACUGUCAGAAACAAGCUUUGAUUGAUUUGUAAACUCUUUGAAGUCCUCCUGAAGACAAAAGGUAUAAAUCUGGAUUUUAAAAGAUUUUUGGAGUUUCUUGAUCUUGGUUCCCAUGAGUCAGUUAUUCAAAACUGCAGGGUAUGUAACAUUAAGGGCGAUAACACUGGGAAACAUUUUCAAAAAAAUUUUUAGUCGUCUUACUUUUUACAAUUGGUUUUAUUUAAUUUGAUGGUGCUGGGUUCAGAAAUGUCCUCUGAACUUUUUCGUCAUGACAAGUCUUUUUGUUAAACAGGAAUUCAUUUUUUACCGAAAAAAAGUCAAUGUUGCUGCUAAAUGCAGUACUGAAAUACGAAACUAACAUAAACCAAAUAAUACUUUUUAUUAUUUAACAAAUAUAUUACACAAAAUGUUUAAUUGAACAUCUUAUUUUAUUAUAUGAUAUUUCUGUCAAACUGAACUUGGAAUGAUAGUAACACUAAAUCAAGCACAGUGUGGGCAUAUCUGCUGGCAGAUACAACAAAAUCCACAAAUACAGGACAUGUAUGAAGUCAAGGAUCACAGAAAUAUAGUUUAUUAACUAAUUCUAUUAAGGACAUUUCUGACAUCAGCAUGAUGUUUAAAGCUGAUUAAAUUGAAAAUAGUGAAAGUUGCUUGAGUUUGAUGUUUUUUAUUUAUUAAAGAUAGUUAAUUCAUGACUUUCAUAGUAGCAUUUACUUCAAAUGACAUUGAAAAAUUAGGUUUCCAAAGUUAUAUCAUGCUCUAUAGAUGGCUCCACAUUUGAUGAAGCCAAAUCUAUACUUAGAAAUGAUGACAAUAUCAAGAAUGCUGAAAAAUGGACAUUUGAAUUAGUGAAAAACCUUGGUAUGACAGAAAUGGAUUUCAUGUUUUAAAUCAGCACCCCAAAAUUACCAGAAAACUUAUCUCUGACACUAGACUAGACAACAAAAACCAUGUUCCCCAAUGUAAUAGUAAAGUUCAAAAGAGUAACAAUUAAUUUAAAAUUCAAUAACUCUUUAACAAAAUUGAGCUGUCUGAUUGUCAUUUACCUGCAGUUUUAGACAACACAUUGAGUAUUUACUUCACAGUUGGGUAUAUAUCUAUAAGAGACAGAAAUUAUUGGAUAUGUUUUUUUCUGUCUUUCAGUAAGUAAUCCUGUUAACCCAACCCCCUUUUGGUGCCACUGACUUUGGGAUACACUAUAAUAAUGUUAUUUUUAUAUUACAAUUCCUCUACAUUCAAAUUGAAAAAGAAAAAAAAGAAAAAAAAAACAGUGAAAUUUGAGAUACUAUCACAUAAGAUGGAACUCACUUCCUUUCACUCAUACCUUAUGUUUAUAUAUAUAUAUAUAUAUUCAAUCUCAUGGCUUUCAUAGUUUCUAAUCUUUUUACUAAGUCACAAAUUUGUUGAGAAAUUGAAUCAUUCAUUAUAUUACUGGCACCCUUUGUAAGAUUGAUAUCAGAAUGUUAAAAGAUAUACUUAGAUAAUAUAUGGUUUGUGUGUAAAUAUAUUCUUUUACUUGUUUCAACAAGAGGCUGACGCCAUGCUGGAGCACUGCCUUUCGGUGUUUUGGGGUCUCCUUUCCAUAGUGUUUUUCUGGUGGAGAAACGAGUUGGACAAAGCUGCUCUUCUUUGUGCCUCCUGCCGUGAUGUGGGCUCAUCUGGGAUUUCAGACAGAAAUUUGUCCAGGUGUUUUUUGAACGUUUUCACAUCUACACCUUACAGAUCUUGUAGGUCCCUUGGCAGGAUGUUAAACAGUUGUGGUCCCCUGAAACCCAGACUGUUGCAAUACUGGGUCCUUAUCUGAGAUGGUAUCUUUGGUAUUAUGCAGUGCCAUCCAGUUCAGUGGUUGGUUUAGCAUGGCUUUAAACUCCAUUCAUGAAAUUUAAUUGUUACAAAGAAUGGUACUUUUUAAGACUAUUAUUUUUAUACAAAAUAAGUUUAAAAGAGUUAUUUAUAAAUGCCUACUUAAUUUUAAAGAUACUCAUAGGCAUGACACUGGUGCAAUUAUAUUAUAUUUAUAAUAAAAUUGUUAUUGCUCUCCUUUAA